Girardinichthys multiradiatus is the source of this 3565-nucleotide messenger RNA. RefSeq names its product carboxypeptidase X (M14 family), member 2 (gene cpxm2). Gene Ontology annotation, molecular function: metallocarboxypeptidase activity; zinc ion binding. Gene Ontology annotation, biological process: proteolysis. The record is from RefSeq and is a predicted model, not a curated record. Bases 211 to 2586 code for a protein of 791 amino acids. The transcript has 15 exons. NCBI's taxonomy places the organism in Eukaryota, Metazoa, Chordata, Actinopteri, Cyprinodontiformes, Goodeidae.
UUUUUCCCAGACUGAGGCGUCUAUGGACCCUCUGGCUCCACUGCCUUUAUUAUAAACUUGGAGUGCUCUGACAACUUUCUGAACUCAUUGCAUUGGAAGGAAAGACGAGUACUUGAUGGGACGCAGCACCGGCAGCACCAGCAGCACCAGCAGGCUCAUCUGGAGACUGCAUCUUGACUUUCAGCUGGAGAUAAUACCCUUCCUCGGGCAAUGACAGGGCAACUCCUGACCCUUCUGACCCCUCUGGCUCUGCUGCUUCUUGUGGGACUUGCAGACCUCAGCCUUGCCUCUGUUGAUGAUGAUGAGGAUUACUACAUGCAGGAGAUGCUCACAAGGGAACGGUACAAUCAGGUUAGGCUGCCGGAGAAUCCCAUUUCCUCGACAGCUGAUGCUCGGGAAGAGGUGAAACAGAACCCAGCAAAGAAUAUGCCUAAAGGAGAGGUGGAAAAUAAGAAGAAAGAUAAAAUCACUGAUCCUACAAAAUCAGUGAAAGCACCCAGCAGAAAGACAGUGAAGAACAAGAAGAGCAGCCUAAAAGAAUCGAACAGCAUCACAGUAGUCCAAGAGUUCAACUCGAUGACAGAGGAAUGCCCUCCCAUUGGAUUGGAGACUCUGAAGAUUGAUGAUUUCCAGCUUCACGCUUCAUCUACGAAACGCUACGGUCUUGGUGCACACAGAGGUCGUCUUAACAUUCAGGCUGGCCUUUAUGAAGAUGACUUGUACGAUGGGGCCUGGUGUGCAGGGAGAGAUGACCCACUUCAGUGGUUGGAGGUGGAUGCCAGGAGGCUGACAAAAUUCACGGGGGUUAUCACCCAAGGCAGGAGCUCCCUUUGGUCAAGCGAUUGGGUGACAUCCUACAAGGUCAUGGGUAGCAACGACAGUCAUACCUGGAUAACCCUUAAGAAUGGCUCGGUGGACUUGCUACAUAUGGAGACUUGCUUUCUAUGUCUUCGGCUGAUUGGACCAAAUAGAAAAAUGAAUUCUUGCUGGAAAAUAAUUACAGGGGAAGAUGUAAAUGCCUGCUUAUUUCCAAGCUUAAUGAACUGUGAGAUAUUCAGCGGCAACAGGGAAAAAGAAAUUCCCAUCCAGAACAUCUUUCCAUCACCUGUGGUUGCUCGGUACAUUCGAGUCAACCCCUGCUCAUGGUUUUACGGUGGUAGCAUCUGUAUGAGAAUGGAGAUCCUUGGCUGUCCUUUGCCAGAUCCUAACAAUUAUUAUCACAGGCGCAAUGAAGUCAUAACAACUGACGACUUGGACUUUAGGCACCACAGCUACAAAGAGAUGAGGCAGCUAAUGAAAGUGGUCAAUGAAAUGUGCCCCAACAUCACACGGAUUUAUAACAUAGGAAAAUCCCAAAGUGGUCUCAAACUGUACGCCAUAGAGAUCUCCGACAACCCUGGCGAACAUGAAGUUGGUGAACCGGAGUUUCGUUACACAGCAGGUUCACAUGGAAAUGAGGUUUUGGGACGAGAGCUCCUCCUCCUGCUCAUGCAGUUCAUGUGUCUGGAAUAUCUAUCUGGCAACCAGCGGAUACGUCACCUGGUGGAGGAGACCAGAAUCCACCUACUGCCAUCUGUCAACCCUGAUGGAUACGAGAAAGCCUUUGAAGUGGGCUCGGAGCUCAGUGGCUGGUCUCUUGGUCGAUGGACUAAUGAUGGCAUAGAUAUCCACCACAACUUUCCAGAUCUCAAUUCCAUUCUCUGGGAGGCUGAGGCAAAGAAGUGGAUUCCUCGCAAAAUGCUCACCCACCACAUCCCCACCCCAGAGUGGUACCUGUCCAAGAAUGCCUCAGUUGCCUUGGAGACACGAGCGCUGAUAGCAUGGAUGGAGAAAAUGCCCUUUGUGCUGGGUGGAAACCUCCAGGGAGGCGAGCUGGUGGUGACCUUCCCAUAUGACAGAACCCGCUCCCAGGGGGUGACCAGGGAGCAGACCCCCACCUAUGACGAACACGUCUUCCGCUGGCUGGCCUUCUCCUACGCCUCCACCCACCGCUUGAUGACUGAUGCCAGCCGACGGGUCUGUCACACAGAAGACUUCGCUAAGGAGGACGGAACCAUCAACGGGGCAUCCUGGCACACUGCGGCCGGCAGUAUGAAUGAUUUCAGCUACCUGCACACCAACUGCUUUGAGCUGUCAAUGUAUGUGGGUUGUGACAAAUUCCCCCAUGAAAGCGAGCUGCCAGAGGAGUGGGAGAACAAUCGAGAGUCUCUUCUUGUUUUCAUGGAGCAGGUGCAUCGUGGGAUCAAAGGUGUAGUCAGGGACCUACAAGGACGAGGAAUUUCCAACGCCACCAUCUCUGUGGAAGGCAUUGGGCAUGAUAUUCGCACAGCUGCUGAUGGUGAUUACUGGCGCUUAUUAAACCCUGGAGAGUACCGAGUAACAGCCAGAGCUGAGGGCUACAGCCUCGUCACUAAGAAGUGUGAGGUGGGCUAUGCGAUAGGAGCCACCAGGUGUGACUUCACCAUUGGCCGAAGUAACUUGUUUCGAAUAAGGGAAAUAAUGGAAAAAUACAACAAGCAGCCAAUCAGGUUGCCGGUGAGGCAGUUUCAGGCCCACAGGCCCAGAGAGAGACGUCUGGGAACAUAAUGACUACAUGAAGAAACCAACGGAGGAAUUAAAAGAAAACAUCUGCUCUGAUGACCGGGCUGGAAUUCAGGCUCAGGUUUGGACAUAUGUCAGGUUCUUCAGAGUGGUGUCAGAAGAAUUAGUAUUUGGAGACUCAAAAUAUGAAUGAAUUUAAAUCUGUACAUUAUUUGAUAUUUGGGUUCUCAAAAGACAUAUCAUCCCCACAUGGUUAACAGCCACGCUUUCAGAGUUUGUUUGUAUCUUGAAGCAGUAUAAAGAUUUCUGCCCCCAUAAUUGUGACAAAAACUAAACAGUUAAGCUAAAAUCACAUUAGAGCUUAUUUUUCCAAAUGAACAUAAACAAAUGGCCAAUGCAAAGCCUGAAUGAAUUUGCCAUUAUGUACAUACAGGUGCACUGCAAUAAAUUAGAAUAUCAUCAGAAAGUAUGUUUAUUUUAGUAACUUAAUUUAAAAAGAGAAACCUGCAUUGCAUAGAUCAAUUAAACGUAGUGAUAUAUUUCAACCUUUUAUUUCUGGUAAUUUGGACAAUAAUAGCUUACAUCGGAUAACAAAUGGAGUCAUGCCAAUUGCUUGUCCACCUUUUUUUAAACACACUUAUUUUAUUAACAUUUUGUUAGUUUAUGUAAUAUUCUAUUUUUUCUCAGAAACUGAAUUUUGGGCUUUCAUUAGCUGUAAGCCAUAGCAAUCAACAAAAACACGAAUAAACACUUGAAAUAUAUCACUUUGUGUGUUAUGAACACACACAAAAUAUGAAGUUAACUUUCUUAUAUAUAAUUACUUAAACAAAUAAAGGUUUCGAUGAUAUUAAUGACAUUCCAAUAUAUUGAGUUGCACCUGUACUUAUUAACUUAUGUAACAGUGGUAUGUAAAUCAUCAUAAAAGCUUUAUUAUCUGCACUUUGAUAUGGGAUUUUUUUAAUACAUUUUCUUUAUUAUUUUUAUUAUAUAUUUUUUUUAAUAAACCUUUGCACAAGUGAACUUG